GCGUCACGUGGGGGAGGGGAGCGCUGCCGCCAUGUGCCAGGCGCAGGAGGAGUACGGGGGCUGCGACCAGCCCCGCAGGCGGCCCCGCGUCAGCUGUGCGCAGAAGUGCAUGAAGUGCAAGGAGGCCUCGCCUGUGUUAGUCAUUCGUGUUGGAGAUGCCUUUUGCAAGGCCUGUUUUAGGGAGUGUUUUGUUCACAAGUUCCGUGCGAUGCUUGGGAAGAAUCGUGCCAUUUACCCAGGAGAAAAGGUUCUUCUUGCAUUAUCAGGUGGACCUGCCUCCAGCUCAAUGCUUCGACAAGUCCAAGAGGGCCUGAGUCGGGAGACAGCCAAGAAACUGCGCUUUAUGCCGGGCAUCAUCUACGUUGACGAGGGAGCCGUGUGCGGGCAAAGCCUGGCUGAGAGAGAGAAGACGCUGCUCCAGCUGGAGACCGUCCUGCAAGCCUCAGGGUUUCCAUAUCACCUGGCCCACCUAGAAGAGGUGUUUGACUUGCCCAGCUCCAUCCUGCAGCGUGUGCCCCACCAUCCCGCAGGCCCCAAGGACAGCUACAAGGAGGCGGUGGAGGGCUUUAUCCGCCAGCAGAGGCAGGAGGAGGGCGGAGGUCCCUCUCUGCCUGAGAGGCAGAUCCAGGAGAAGCUUGCCGAGGUCAGCGUGCGAGAUGCACCCGGCAUGGAGGGGCUGGCCGCCCCGGAAGCCAGGCUCUUGGCUGCAGUCCGGACCGAGCAGCUGAUCCGGCUCUUUGGGUCCGUGAAGACGUUGACGGCUAAAGAAGAGCUGCUGCAGACCCUGCGGAAUCACCUGAUCCUGCACACAGCCAGGGCCCACGGGUACUCCAAGGUCAUGAUGGGAGACAGCUGCACCCGCCUGGCUGUCAAACUGCUGACCAACCUCUCUCUGGGGCGGGGGGCCUCCCUCGCCAUGGACACGGGCUUCUCGGACGAUCGCCAUGGCGACGUGGUGGUGGUGCGGCCCAUGAGGGAGUACUCUGCCAAGGAAAUUGCCUUCUACAACCACCUGUUUGGCGUUCCCACGGUCUUCACUCCUGCCUUGGACACCAAGGCCCUGGAGAAGGCCAGCAUACACCGGGUGAUCGAGCGCUUCCUCUACGGGCUGCAGGCAGAGUUCCCCUCCACCGUCAGCACCGUGUACCGGACGGGCGAGAAGCUGAGCGCGACCCCUGGAGACGCCGGCCCUGCCGCUGAGCCCGAACGCUGCCUCCUGUGCUUGUGCGCCCUGGACACCAACGUGGAGGACGGCUCUGCUUUGCAAGCCAUCCUGGUCUCGGAGCGGCUCUCCCAGCAGAAGCUGCCAGCUGCGGCGCCCGCCGGGAGAGGGUGCUGCCUGGGGGCAGAGGAGCAGAGAGGAUGCUGCAUGAACACGACAGCUCCAGGGGCCGACGCCCGGGCCGACUUCCUGCCCCUGCUCUGCUAUGGCUGCAGACUGACCAUCAAGGACACGACCUGCCUGGAGAGCCUCCCGCUCUACGUCCGCUCGGAGGCAGAGCGCAGGAAAUGCAGGGCCGCGAUGAAGCUGGAAAUCCAGGAGUUCUUGCUGGAAGAUGAAGCUGUGACUCCGGGUGAGAGCUGACAGGUGGACCAUGUUCCCAACGAGCUCGACGCUUCCCUGGCUGUCAGGGGCCCCCGGAGCAGCGCGCCUGCCAGAGAGCAAAUGGGGCCUGGGCCCAGCACCGUCCAGGCUGGGCUUGAGAUCACAGGGGCCCUGCUGCAGGGCAGUGGGCCUGCCUUUGUUUCCAAGGUGCUGGGCCCAGCUCUUGUUCACUGCCUGCCCCUGGGAGGCGCCUGCUACCUGCAGGGGUGGGGAGGAGAGGAGACACCUCCCAACCCCCCUUCUUUUAAUGACUGUUUCUAAGAGGAAUACGAUAUUUUGCAUCCCCUGACGCACAGCUGGAUUGGGGCCCUGGG
This is a messenger RNA of Malaclemys terrapin pileata, 1920 nucleotides long. It is a transcript of the gene CTU2, whose product is annotated as cytosolic thiouridylase subunit 2. Lineage: Eukaryota; Metazoa; Chordata; Testudines; Emydidae. The transcript has 15 exons. Gene Ontology annotation, biological process: tRNA wobble position uridine thiolation. Gene Ontology annotation, cellular component: cytosol. Gene Ontology annotation, molecular function: tRNA binding; sulfurtransferase activity. The coding region runs from base 32 to 1585 and encodes 517 amino acids. The record is from RefSeq and is a predicted model, not a curated record.